Molecule: messenger RNA, 10183 nt
Organism: Candoia aspera
Lineage: Eukaryota; Metazoa; Chordata; Lepidosauria; Squamata; Candoiidae
Gene: ICE2
Product: interactor of little elongation complex ELL subunit 2
Exons: 15
Coding region: 58-3054 (998 amino acids)
Biological process (GO): positive regulation of transcription by RNA polymerase III; snRNA transcription by RNA polymerase III; snRNA transcription by RNA polymerase II
Cellular component (GO): transcription elongation factor complex
Source: RefSeq, a predicted model, not a curated record
GGGCGGUGCUUGCUGACGCUAGUGGCCGCGCAAUGCAAGCGGAGGGUCAGGCUCAACAUGGCGGCGGCGAAGAUGGCGGAAGCCGGUUGGAAGACGCUGAGCUGGGACGUUCCGCCCCGAAAUGGCCACGAUGUGUAUUUCUCGCGAGACCUUUAUGAGAAGUAUUCUUUGGCUCCGCCCCUCUCCGAGCUCAUGUUAUUAUCAAAAAGCCUCACAGAGAACAAGGCUGAUGCGUCAAACUCUGGGCAAGAAAAAACGCCGACUGCAAGUAAAGGAGAGCCUUCUGUGGCACCUUGUCAAGAGCCAAGGGUCCCCUAUCCUUAUGUUUCUAGCUUGUCGGAGAAAGAGCAAAGAAGAUAUUUAUUUCUUUUGUCUCAGUAUUUAAAUGCUGAUCCAAACCUCUUGCACUGGAAUCAGCAAAGGAAUUAUGCACAAUAUCUGCAAAUGAAAGAAUUUGUGAGCAAAGAAGUUGCAGAAUUCUUAAAAUUUGCCCAGAACGCUGCUAGAAGUUGUUCUAAAGAUUACAGUGGCAUCUCUGAAGACGCGUUGCUUUAUACCAAGGAUUUUUUGAGAGCUCGCAUUGGUUAUGUGAAGAAGUAUCCUGAAUGGUAUUCUUUGCAUGAAGUUACCAGCAUCAUGGGAGGACAGUUUAGUAGAGAGCUGACCCUGAAGUUUGAAAAAAGUCUUCUUGCCUUGGGAACGGUGCACCUUGUUAAGCGGUACUUUCCAAAGCUACCUGCCUCAAUUCAUUUACCUGCUGAUAAACCUAAGAACGAAUCAGACUGCGGGACUCCGAAGCACCGAGCUGCUCAGCUGCACAAGGUAAGGAUGCAACCUGGCGAGCCAAGGAGAACGGAUGUUAGCACUGACCCAAAUGCUGAAAAGCUGGCUGCAAAAUACUGUCCUCAGGUGGUGCUGACCGGCGAAUCCUUCUAUACUCUGUUGAACAAUCAUGGUCUGGAUUAUAAGCAGCAGUGGGAACUUCCUGUUUCUGUAAAAACAGUUUCUCUUGCUGGUCUCAAGCCAGUCAAAGUGGCCUUUGUUGACCCCCCUCUCCCUAAGAAGGAGAUGACUGUGAGAGAAAAGAACCAGGUUUUUCACGAAGUCCUGGCAGAUUUUCACAUGACAAAGCAAUCUAGUAUUGUAGCCCGGGCUGUGAUACUAGACAAGCCAUCGGAAGAGCUGCCAGGAGCAAAGCUCAAAAAGUGCCAAGGCAGGCUGAUGCAAGAAUCCGUCUCUGCUGAUCUGGACUUUGAUACGGAUGUCACCGAACUUGAAAGCUUUGCCUCGAGCACAAAGCCCCUGAGCGCUUCUCAGGCUGAGAUCACUCCAGCAAAGCCAUCCGGUUUGUCUGUGGUCUUGUCGGAGUACUUGAAAAUGGAAAAGGAGUCCAAGUGGGCUGCGAACAGUAGCUUUGGGGAAGGAAAGAGCAAAGCAGAGGAGCACAGAACAGUUUUUAGCAGGGGGAAGACCUCACCCUUGGGGAGUGACCUCCCAGAUUUGGAUAGUGAGGAAAACUCAUCGGGUAAAGGUUUUAAGCUAGCGGGAACUGACCCAGAUGGCGGAAGUGUUGCUUUGGCCAAAGGAAAAAAUCUGGACCCUGAUACCUUGAUCGCUUCUUCAGAUAAAAAUAAUAAUAUUGGUGAAGGAACUGGCGCAGCUGAAGAUGACGGGUCCCCUGCCCCAUCCUGCUGCAGCGACACCGAUGGAGAACCUUUGAUCAUCGACGCCGAAUGUGAAACUGUUGCCGUGUCUGAAUCUCACGCGAUCUCUUCUGACCACGGCUCCGAAAGAUUUGCUGCUCCUUCAUCCAGCCCUGGGCAGGCCCAGCUGGGAAAACCAGCGGAUUCUUCAGAGACGCACAAAACAAAUGCCCCCUGCAGACGUCGUCCACGGCUGUCCCCAAAAAUUGAUCCUGUGGGGCAGAUUUUGAAAAUGCAGACUGAACUCCUGAAGCCCCCUUCUCCACAUUGUCAGGGGCACCUGCAGAUAACCGGCGAAAGGAGUGUGAAUCCUACCCAAAGCCAGGGAGAUUCCCAUUCUGCCCCCUUGGCAUCUCCUUCAGCUGCGGAGCCUGGGCAAGAUACUGUGGUGAAUACGGGCAGCUCCUCCAAGUUUACUUGGGCAACCUGUUACCAGGGGCCUCAGAAAGGGGUGCUGUGGGAUGCAGUGGAAGAAGGGGCAGACUACGAACCUCCUCAGCGCGGCAACCUGGUCUACAGAUUGUUCAGCUUGGAGGACAUGCUCCUGCUGGUGCGCACCACCAUACAGAAAGUCGAGCUACGACCCCAGCAGAAGAAGGCGAAAUUCAGGCGGCACUUUCCAGUUUACGUAUUGCCCAAGUUGGAAUACCAGGCCUUCUACGGGGUAGAGGCUUUAACGGAAGAUGAAGCAUGUCGGCUGUGGAUGGAAAGCGUGUUACAUUCCAGUAGUUCUUUCACAGUGGGUCACGUCGAUGCUCUUACUUCACAGCUCUUUCUGCUUGAGCGCCUGACCGGGGAGGCUUUGAGAAAACGAUUUGGCACAUUUAAGCGAGCCAACUCUUUAAAUAUUCUCCAAAACAUCUUGAAGAAAGUGGUCUGCUUGCAGGAGGGCGCUUAUCUCUUGGCUCAUCCAGCGGGAGAGUCAUCAGUGACCAUCUACAAGAGUGCCGAUGGAAAUGCCACGCGGGCCACGUACAACUUGCACGCCGCUCACACCGACCCGCCCCCUGCUCCAGCUGUCCUCUCUGUCCCGUGGGUCCCGCUCGACCCCAAUAUCCCUCUGCCACACCACUUUGCCCAAGGCCGAGUCCCGUGCACUUUCCCACCGAAGCCGGCCGAGAGCACCAAGAACGUGAAGAUGAGUGGUGCCAAAGCUUCCCUUGGCACACCCAGCCACAGAGGGCCAGUUUCCGUGGAAGCAAAGGACGGUUGCUCACCAGCUGGGCCUUUCAGAAAGAGGCGUGGGGCUGCGCAGAACAAAGCAAGGAGAAAGAGCUGCGGGCCGGCAAAUCAGGGCCCAAACUGGAAAUUCUGGAAAAAGACGCGCAUGAGCAAAGACGGCAUGACUUAAUUGGGCGGGGGAAUGGCAGGUCUCGUCUCAGCGAAAAAGCUGCUUCGCCAGCAAAUGAAGAACGUGGUGGGCAACUCCAGCAGAGCGGGCAGAUCUGCAGUGCGUUGUUGCCGUGAAACCUCUCGGCUCCUUCUGUACUUAAGAGGUGCAUCGGAUGAGUUUGUCCCACGUCAAAAGUGCCCUGAAGCAACUUGGGAGUGAUAGCAGCAAACUUUCUGCGUGAUCAAAGCUGCUUUUGUGUUGCUGUUUAUCCCCAGUAACGUUGCUGGGUGAAAACCAAGCCCUCUGUAGCCUUCCUUUAAAACGGACAGUUGCAUUUAAGCAGUUCUACAAUUUUGGGCAAGUGGGGCUGACCAGUCUCUGUUUGACUUUCCCUUUAAAACUGCCCUUUCCUGCAGAUUGCAGUCAUGUCCAGAAAACAGCCUUGGCCACGGCCACAAGCCGCUUUGAAGCUUAAGUGUUGAUUUUAAAGUUCUCCAGUUUGUUAAGGGUCUCCCAAGGCGCUUCCGUCGGUCCUCGGGCACGUGCCAUCAUGGAAAGCAGAAAUGGCACUAAAUCUAUUUUGCCUUUUUCACAGGUCAAAGUGGAUUACUCGCAUCAUGCGUGGGUGUGUUGGUCUACAUUUAAAAUAUCCUAGUUGCUUAUUUCUGAAUUUGUUUUUGUGGAAUGCGGACUUGCAGCUUGCUUGAGCUUUUGCCCAGCUCGGUUGUAUGCACGUUGUCGUACAGUCCAAACAAAUUAACGUUGGCGUCAGUGGUUGUGUGGUCGCAGUUGUGUGGCACUCGUGCCCCAGGCAAGACCAACAGGAGGACCCCGAGGUUGGUCCGAGGUGGGGUAGGGAAGUGUGGGGCAGCCCUGAUGUCGCUGAGCAGAAGGGUUUCUGCAGAAGCACGCAAAGUUUUUGCCCAGUUAAACACAGAGACCGACACAUCAGGCUUUCUGUCCCAUUUCAGGCACGGAAACAUUUGGGCUUUUUGGUUGCAUGUAAUUCUGAACUGAUUUGGGGGGGGGGGCUAGGCAUGACCUAUUUCUGCUUUUCUGCAUGAGUGCAAUCCUUUAUCAAAGAAAGAACGUGUUUUCAAUUUGGUGUUACCUCGCCACACCUUGUGUAUCGGAGAACCUCAGGAAGGCCGUCUUGUUUCCUGAAGAGCCUUAAGUUUUUAUCUGGUUGCUACAACAGACGCCGGCGUCUCCCCUUUGUGUCUGCAAUCUGCUUGGGUUGGUUGGUUUUAAUGACAAGGUAGAGUGUUUGGGUUGCAGGAUUGCUUAAUGCUAGGUUCUCUUUCAAAAUCCAAUCUGUGACCUCCCACGGGGGAAAUAUUUCUGGGGUGAGUCAUAUGCUCAAUAAUCGGGUGGGGCUCUGAAGCAGGGAUUUUGUUCGCUCCAAAGAGGGGUGGAAAGACCAUCUCGACAGAAGUGGAGCCUCUCAGUGGAUCUGUUGGGGCUUUCCUCUGACUUCUGUCUCCACCAUCAAUAAUACCCAAAGCCCCUGCUGAGCGCAUGUGGGGUGGCAGGCCUCUUAAAAAUAGCUGUCACGUCUUCACUGCAGAUCAGCUGCUUCAGAGGGACAUUUGGGUGGCGGCAACUUCUCCCUUUUCCAGCCCCCUGCUUUGUCAGAGGGUAGGACGUGUCUAGCUAGUUGGAUUUUCUGAGCAGCUGAAAGAGCUUGUUCAGUCUGUAUACAGUCAUCCCUUUCAGUCUAUAACAAUCAUACAAGUUACAGGUAGUCCUCGACUCAUGACCUUUCGUUUAGCGACCGCUCGACAUUACGACGGUGCUGGAAAAAGUGACUUACAACCGGUCCUCCCACUUAGGGCUGUCACAACGCCCCUGCGGUCACGUGAUCAAAAUUCAGGCACUUGGUGACCACCUCAUAGUUACGACGGUUGCAGUGUUCCAGGGUCACACGAUCGCCAUUUGCAACCUUCCCAGCCGGCUUCCGACAAGCAAAGCCAAUGGGGGAAGCCAGAUUCACUUAACGACCGCACAAAAAAGCUCAUAAAAACUGGUGUGUCUCACUUAACCACCACCUUGCUUAGCAAUGGAAGUUCCAGUCCCAACUGUGGUCGUAAGUCAAGGACUACCUGUACUUGUACACACUUAAGGCAAUUAACUUGGUAAGUUUUUCUACUGUGUUUAAAAAAUACGAAUUCUGUAUUUAGAGGUUUUUGAGGGUUUAGAAGAAUUACCAACUUUUGAUUUGCAACAUUUUAGCCUGUGUUGUCAAGCUACUUCAUUGACCCUGUAUCAGAAUGGAAGGGGGAGGGGGGGAUAAACUUAACCUGCUUUACUUUUGGGGUGUACAUCCUCCAUAAGAUUAAGUCUGUAUUCUGAUUUGGAAAUCAGCUUGCUUCAGUUUGGAUCUGAAUCUGGGUGGGAGAUUAGCCAGCCGGUGCAGUCCCACAUCCAAAGCAAAGUUCAGAAAUUCCUGUUUCAGACUUCCCUUUUAACUGCCGCAGGAAAUCCACAAACGGCUGCGACUUGGUUAUUCUUCAGCAGAAAAAUAAUGUGCAAUUUGCAGGCCUGGUAGGCUGUCCCCAGGUCUCUGUCAUUCGUGAUUUCCCUGGCCAUGCAUUUAAUAAAUUAAAAACAAAUCCAUCUUGCACGUUGGCUAAUUCCUCACUGAGCAGCCCCCCACCCCCACCUCUUGAUUCCCCUGUUCCCUGGUUCUGCAACAGCACGGGAAGCGUGUGGACCCUGCCUUGUGGGAUCCCCCCCUGCAGCAGUGCAGCUGAUGGGAUGAUGUCACCGCAUCUUCAGCUCGCCUGCCCCGCCUUGCAGCACCAGCCAGUGGUGCAGACACCGAACUCUCCCUGCAGGAGACGAGUCAUUGCCCUGCUCAGGGGGCAUUUGCUGGAAACCUGCAACUCUCCCAGGGUGCUCCUUUCCGUCCCCACUUGUUAGGUUGGAAUGACUGGUCAGUCGAUGCACUCGCAGAGAAGCGUCCCUGCUUGCUGAAGCCCGCGGACACAGCUCUCCUAUCAGACAAGAGCAGAACUUUGCAAAUGCAGGGUUCUGAUUUCUCUCCCGUCUCUUCGAGAACUGGAGGUUGACUCCAGCUUACUGCUUUUUGGCUUAGCUGGGGGCGGGGAGGGGGGAGAGGCUGGCCCCAGAAAGGCCUGGCUUGAUUCUCCCUCAAUUAGUUAUCGCUAUUCUUGGAGCGAACUAAAUAAAACUCCUUUCACUGCAGUGGGGAAAAACGGCGCUUGUUCUGUUGUGGUCUGGCCUGCUUCUGAGACUCUGAGACGCUGGUGUCCUGCGUCUUGCAUUUUUUAGGGGGGAAUGCCCUUUGGUUCUGCUGCCCUCGCCACCUUUUGCUUGGUAGGGCCCAUUUUCCACCACGAAGGCAGGCUGCUUAUUGUGUUAUUUAUUUUUUUAACCUGUUCAGUCGCGUCCGAUUCUCGGAGACUGCCUGGACCGGUCCCUGCAGUCUUCUCGGCAAGGUUUUUCAGAAGGGGUUGGCCAUUGGGCUGAGAGAGAGGGACUGGCCCAGGGUCGCCCAGCUGGCUUUGUGCCUAAGCAGGACUAGAACGCAUGGCCUCCCGGUUUCUAGCAGGGCCUCAACCGCGACACCAGACUGGCCGUGUUCUGGGUAGUCUUCGCUCAAGUCAUGCCCUGUAGAUGGGUCUGACUGCCGUUUCCAUCCUGCCCCAGCCAACAAGGUCACUGGGGUAAAUGCAUGAGACGUACAUUGCUACUUAAAAUAUAAUUGCCCAUGAGAAAAAAAAGAAAUGUGUUCUUGUCUCCUCCUGCUUCAUUUCUGGUCUGGCUGGUCUCCUGCCCCCCCGGAGGAUGGGAUGCGGUCUGCUGAACACAUCAGAAAUUACCGUGGGAGUGCGCAAGGCCUUGACUCUAAAAAGUUCCUUCUUGCGGAUCAAUAUUGCUAAUGGGUUUGCUCUGAUGCUCUUCCAAAACCGGCCCCUGGAGGAGCAAGCGGCUGGCUCACGUCUGGCGCCAGCAGACUGUUUGGGUCGGUUCAUGUCUGCACACGAAUCCAGUUCUCAUUUAAUUUGCUCCCUUCCUUUCAGCUGAAUUAUGAGCAUGCCAUCUUUCCAGCGAACAUGCUGGGGCCUGCAAGGUCCUGGCGGCAACAGGAUGGAGUUUGGUCCUUUGUAGGGGAACGGGGGCGGGGUAAGCGUUCAUCAGCAGACAGUCUUGGAUUAGCCUUCUCUCUGGGCGAAGAAGGACAUUCCCAAUAAUAUUGAAAAAAAGCCACCCCCCCCCCAAAGUUUCGUUUCUGAUUUACUGCUAUUUGUGAGACUCAGGUUUUGGGGAAGGGGUGGCAAGUGUCAUGAAGUGGAACGGAAACAUUAAUUAAUUAAUUAAUUAAUUGUUCUGCCUUUAUUAUUUUUAUAAACAACUCAAGGUGGCAAACAUACAAAAUACUGCCGCCGCCUCCUAGUUUUCCCACAACCACCACCCUGUGAUUUAUCCCAUGCUUCCUCUUUUCAUAGCCAGCCCCUGGAGUGAGACCAUCCAUUCCGGGGUUCCUGAGAAACUGCACAGGUUUCCCGUGGUCUGCUCCACCAGAGCAUGGAAAAGAAUGCACAUGGGGUACUUUGGCUUCCAAAAAUGGCCCGCCCAGCUCUCGGGGGGUCUCCUGCGCUUGCUUUUUAUGAGGUGGAGCCAUGAUCCUGGAGAGUAAGCAGCACCUGGAAGUGUUACCCGUGGGAAGAUGUGGGUCAUCGAGGGUCAGAGCCCCUGCUUGGAAGGCAGAAGAUCCCCAGGCCGGCCGGUGGAUGGGAAGAGCGAGGUCCCGGAUACCAGGACUACGGCUGGUCAGAUAUGAUUCUGGCUCUCCGCUGCUCCCAUCUGACCCCGAGCGGCUUGUGGGCUGAGGUGGGCUAUGUAGAUGUGCUUCUCCCCUCCAGCUCCUGUUUUCCCUGGCAAGCAGGAUGGGGAAGCUGGAUCUGGCAGGUCUGCAAAAACAAAGGUGCCCUCCAAAGCCAUUCUCUGCUCCCCAAACCACCUUACUGAUGUGGCUGAGUAGGAAAACAAGCCCUUUGUCCAUCAGGAUCUCCUCCGCAGGUUGUGUCUUGGUGUCUCGCUGGAGCCUGGAAAGGGGGCAUGGCUCCUGACCAGCCAGAUCAUGCCACGGGGUAGCUUGGUGUUACUGGCUGUGGAGGUGCUUAACUUGAAAAGGUCAGUGCCCUUGAGUUAGCAGCCAUUCGUGGUUUCUGCAUGAACCCAGCCAGGUGGUUGGUUCUCUCAGCAGCUUUACAUAAAAAGGUUGCCAUUGCCAGCUUCCCAGCCUGGCUGCAAAUGACAUUGGUUGGUAACAGCUUAUAACGGUUCCUGAUCUCCUUCAAAGAAUCACAGGCACUAAUUUGGUGAGUGCACUCAGAAUUCAGGUACCUCUAACCCCAAUCUUAGAGCCACCUUUUCCAUGAAGGGCUGUUCAGCCACUUAAAGUCUGUCUAUGCGCACAGUGGAUCCGGGAUUAAAACCGUCUUUGCAUAGAGAUGAUUCUACCCUGAUUUAAAACAGAACUCAGUUCUUACACUUCGACAAAAGAUGUCCUCUGUGGGGAUUUAGGUAGGUGGCCUGUCUUGACGUUCCACCGGCUUUUCUCCAGGGCCACGGACCAAGAAGCUUCCUCCCUUUACUGGGAUCUCCACUGGGACUUGAGUUGCCCACCGAGUCUUCGUACCAAAGGCGCCUUACAACCAGGGGCUCCUCAAGUUGGUCUUGGUGUUGCUUGUUGGCAUAUGCCAGGACCACUUCUGGAUUUGGGGAGGAAAUGUUGAAAGGUGCAGUGCAGCGCCCUUGGUGUGGAUGGACCCUCCUCGGUAAGAAAACUCUUGCCAUGUAGAUUGUCGUCCCCCCACCCCCAACCGAGCAUAGCCCAGACAUGGCAUGGAGCCAGAUUAUUUGAGGGACCACCUCCCUAGUUCAUCGACUGUCCCAUCAGGAGAGGCAUGUUACGGGUCCCAUCCAUCAAGGAAUAGCAUCUGAUGAGACCCAGUAGGAGAGCCUUUUCUGCUGUGUCACCCCUUGUUCAGCACAUCAUCCCCACACCCCGAGGUUAGAUUGCCCCUGGCCCUGCUGGCCUUCCGUAAGGCUCUUAAGACGUGGGUUUUGUUGUCGUGCUUGGGGGGCCCAGUGGUGGUAUCAAGCCUGCUGGUUGGUUGCAUUGUCAGUAAUUUAUUGUCCUCUCCCGGAAAUCAACUUUAUUGCUCUAAUUAACUGUUUUAAUUGGUUUUAGUGGCUUUUAUUUUGUUUUUAUUUUUAAUUAUUGUUAUGCGAGCCGCCCAGAGUCACUUAGAUGAGAUGGGCAGUGAUAGAAAUGGAAUCAAUCAAUCAAUCGCCAGAGUGGGGAUUCCCAAGGUUCUGCUGAAGACUCCAAAUCUGGGUUGGCUUGCGAUUGGGCAGGAAGCGCCUUCAUUUGUAAACAGGCAUCUGUUUGCUUGGUGGUUGGAUAUUCUGUGGUUUUUUACAUUUGUCAUUCAUGGUUUGAUUUCAGUGUGUGAUUGUAUCUCGCGGUCAAAAGGUUAUUAACAGGUUUAAGUUACCAGAAGUCCUAGAAUUUAAAAAAAAAAAAAAAAAUCAGUUAAGGGAGCCUACUUUUUUUCAGAAAAUACCAGGGCCUGUCCCCCCACCCCCUUCCCUCGUUAUUUUUUUCAUGUAGUUUCCUUUUUAAGUGAGUCAGGAAAUCAGUAUGGCCAGUAUUCCGGAAGUUGGGUAAAAUUCUUAGCCGCGCCCAUUCCAUAUUUAUUGUUGACACACACUUCAUUCACACCGCUCAGUUGCAGAGUGUUAUUUAUUUCUCCUUCGUGGGUGCACCAAGGCAACUUCUAAAUGUGGAUGAUACAGCAGGAAUUCUUGUUGACAAAAGCCUGUAGGUCUAAUGCUGAGCCUUUCUUUAAAUUCCUACAUGGCUGGGUCCACAAUUUCCUGGUGCCUUAAGCCAGGUUUAACCCAACUUUACCUGUGAAUGCUGGGGUCUUCUGAGUACGUAUCACCAGCCCUACUGCAAGCCCCAAUAGGUUAAUAAUGACUUAAAAUGAUUUCCUUGGUUGACCUGAAAGUAUUUUUGAUAAUAUGCUCUUUGUAGGAAUAAUGUUUGCCUAGGCAAUUUUAUGUGUAAAACUCUUUAAAGCCAGUGUAUUAAAUAGAUAAUAAUGUUGCU